AUGUCGGACAUUGAAAAGCAGGUGGCCACCGACAGCCCCGCUGUCGUGUCGGCGUCCAACUCGACCUCGGCCUCGGACGUGGUCCCCAUCACCAUGCUGGAGAAGUUCACCUACUACAACGGCCGCAUGGAGGCUGCCAUGGGCAUUGAGGCUCGUGGUAUCCAGCGUGUUCCCGAGGAUGAGCGCCCGGACAAGCGUCUGUGGGGUAACCUCACCAUCUGGUUGAGUGCCAACUGUGUGCUCCCCACCUUUGGCGUCGGCAUUCUCGGUCCCCUCACCUUCUACAUGUCCCUCGGUGACUCGAUGCUCACCGUCUUUUUCUUUGUGAUUUUCUCCUCGAUCCUGCCCGCCUUCUGCUCGACUUUUGGUCCCAAGCUUGGUCUCCGUCAGAUGACCUCGUCGCGUUUCUCGUGGGGCUUCUACGGCGCCAAGGGUGUCGCCUUCCUCAACUGUAUCGCGUGCGUCGGAUGGUCGAUCGCCAACACCAUUGCCGGUGCCCAGGCGCUCUGCGCCGUUGGCGAGUGGAAGUUCUCGGCCGCCGCCGGCACUGUCAUUAUUGGCAUGUGCACCCUCGUGAUCGGCAUGUUUGGCUACAAGUUUGUGCACAGGUACGAGCAGUUUGCGUGGAUCCCCACCGCCAUCACCUUCUUGGUCGUCCUCGGUGUGGCUGCCAAGCACCUCGUCAACGAGCCCAUGGGCGUUGGCCGCGCCGAGGCCUCCAACGUCCUCUCGUUUGGCGGUGUCAUCUGGGGCUUCUGCAUUGGCUGGGUCUCGCUCGCUUCCGACUACAACGUCUACAUGCCCGCCGAAGCCCCCGCGUGGAAGAUCUUCAUGUGGACCUACAUUGGUAUCUCGGUCCCCUGUGUGCUUGUCAUGUGGCUCGGUGCCGCUGUCGCCGCUGCGGCCCUCGCCGGCGCCGACAUGGAGGCCGGAACCACCCUCGCCAACUGGUACGCCAUGUACGACGCCCACGAGCUCGGCGGUCUCCUCCACGCCGUCAUGGUCCCGCCUCUCAAGGGUGGUGGCAAGUUCUUCAUGGUCCUCCUCGUGCUCUCGGUCGUCGCCAACAACAUCAUCAACGUCUACUCGAUGGGCAUGUCGAUCUCCGUCAUCACCAAGUACCUCUCCUACGUGCCCCGUAUCGUCUGGCCCUGUGUCAUCACCGCCAUCUACAUCCCCGUCGCCAUUGUCGGUGCCAACAGCUUCUCCACUACCCUCGAGGACUUUUUGUCUGUGCUCGGCUACUGGCUCGCCAUUUUCGUCACCGUCGUCGUCGAGGAACACCUCAUUUUCCGCAAGUCGAACUGGGACAGCUACAACGCCGAGAAGGCUUGGAACGACCGCAAGCUCCUCCCUAUCGGCCUCGGAGCGCUCGGCGCCUUCUGUUUCGGCGUCGUCGGCGCCGUUAUGGGCAUGGCUCAGAUCUGGUACAUCGGACCUCUUGGAGCAAAGGUCGGAGGUAGCGCCAACCCCUUCGGCGGUGACAUUGGCUACGAACUCGCCGCGGCGUUCACCGCCGUCACAUAUCCGAUCUUCCGCACUCUCGAGCUCAAGUACAUGGGCAGGUAA
Molecule: messenger RNA, 1569 nt
Organism: Apiotrichum porosum
Lineage: Eukaryota; Fungi; Basidiomycota; Tremellomycetes; Trichosporonales; Trichosporonaceae
Exons: 3
Coding region: 1-1569 (522 amino acids)
Biological process (GO): transmembrane transport
Cellular component (GO): fungal-type vacuole membrane; plasma membrane
Molecular function (GO): transmembrane transporter activity
Source: RefSeq, a predicted model, not a curated record